AUGGCCCUGUGCUACCCCGUGGCCUUGAGCCUCAACAAGGGCCACAAGGUGACAAAGAAAGCUGAGGUACAGCGGCCCUGUGGGCGCCUCACCAAGCACACCAAGUUUGUGCUAGACAUGAUCAGGGAGCUUCACCCGUAUGAGCGGCGCACCAUGGAGCUGCUCAAGGUGUCUAAGCACAAGUGCACGCUCAAGUUCAUCAAGAAGAGGGUGGGCAUGCACAUCUGCGCCAAGAGGAAGCGGGAGGAGCUAAGCAACGUGCUGGCAGCUAUGAGGAAUGUGGCAGCCAAGAAGGACUGA
This is a messenger RNA of Psammomys obesus (fat sand rat), 300 nucleotides long. RefSeq names its product 60S ribosomal protein L36-like. Bases 1 to 300 code for a protein of 99 amino acids. Gene Ontology annotation, molecular function: structural constituent of ribosome. Gene Ontology annotation, cellular component: cytosolic large ribosomal subunit; ribosome. The record is from RefSeq and is a predicted model, not a curated record. NCBI's taxonomy places the organism in Eukaryota, Metazoa, Chordata, Mammalia, Rodentia, Muridae. Gene Ontology annotation, biological process: cytoplasmic translation. The transcript has a single exon.